Entelurus aequoreus (snake pipefish) is the source of this 3034-nucleotide messenger RNA. RefSeq names its product synapsin I (gene syn1). The transcript is spliced from 14 exons. NCBI's taxonomy places the organism in Eukaryota, Metazoa, Chordata, Actinopteri, Syngnathiformes, Syngnathidae. Gene Ontology annotation, cellular component: synaptic vesicle; synaptic vesicle membrane. The record is from RefSeq and is a predicted model, not a curated record. Gene Ontology annotation, molecular function: ATP binding. Gene Ontology annotation, biological process: neurotransmitter secretion. Bases 222 to 2141 code for a protein of 639 amino acids.
GACGCAGGGGAAGGCAUUAGGCAACAAAAAAAACACAAAAAACCACAGUGAGUGGAGGGCAAAGACGCAGGGGGGCCAAGGCGGUGAAGCAGGAAGGACUUUACAUCUCACUGAUGCACGACCUUGUCGAAUAUAACACACGUCUACCGUGGGGGGGUUCUCCGUGUCACAUUGGACGCCAUUAACGUUUUCCACUUCGGACACACUCCCAGAACGCCAUCAUGAACUACCUUCGUCGACGACUGUCAGACAGUAAUUUCAUGUCCAACCUGCCUAAUGGUUACAUGGGCGACCUGCAACGCGCCGAGUCGACGCCUCAGCAGCAGCAGCAGCAACAGCAGCAGCAGCAGCAGCAGCCAAGUCCCGCAGUGUCUCCAGGCCCGUCGGAGCGCCGCCAGUCCGCCAGCCAGCAGCAGCCGUCUGCGGGGGCAGGCACCGGCUUCUUCUCGUCCAUAUCCAACGCUGUCAAGCAAACCACGGCCGCUGCCGCCGCCACCUUAUCCGAGGCCGCCGACCGGGCGGGGGUCUCCAGCAGCUCUAAGGUUCUCCUGGUGGUCGACGACCUGCAGACUGACUGGGUGAGAGUUUUCCGUGGAAGAAAGGUCCAGGGUGAAUAUGACAUCAAAGUCGAACAGGCGGAAUUUUCUGAAAUCAACAUGGUGGCUGACUCGUCAGGCACAUACACAGUCAACAUGGACACCAUUAGGAAUGGCCAUAAGGUUACUAAAUCCUUUAAGCCGGACUUUGUGCUGAUCAGACAGCACGCCUACAGCAUGGACAAGAAUGGAGAUCACAGGAACUUAGUCAUUGGCCUGCAGUAUGCAGGACUGCCGAGUGUUAACUCUUUACACUCCGUCUACAAUUUUUGUGACAAACCGUGGGUGUUUGCUCAGAUGUCGAGACUACACAAGCAGCUGGGACCAGAGGAGUUCCCGUUGAUUGAGCAGGUUUAUUAUCCAAACCACAAGGAAAUGAUUACUUCCUCUCAGUUUCCUGUAGUGGUAAAAAUGGGCCAUGCUCACUCCGGAAUGGGAAAGGUCAAAGUGGACAAUCAAUACGACUUUCAAGAUAUUGCUAGUGUUGUGGCGCUGACCAAGACAUACGCCACCUCUGAGCCCUUUAUUGAUGCCAAGUAUGACGUCCGCAUCCAGAAGAUUGGAGAUAAUUAUAAGGCUUAUAUGAGAACAUCCAUUUCUGGCAACUGGAAAACCAACACUGGCUCGUCCAUGCUUGAGCAAGUGGCCAUGUCUGACAAGUACAGAAUGUGGGUGGACACUUGUGCCAACAUCUUUGGAGGUUUAGAUAUCUGUGCUGUCGAAGCUCUUCAUGGUAAAGAUGGCAAGGAUUACAUCAUAGAGGUGGACGACUGUUCAAUGCCACUCAUCGGUGACCAGCAGGAUGAGGAUCGUGUCCAGAUUGCUGAACUGGUAGUUUUGAAGAUGAACCAGACUGUUACACAUGCCUCCAGCUCCUCCACGAGCCGUACCACAGCGACACAGAAACCAGUAUCUCCUCAACCUGUCUCCCAACCGAGAGUUCCACAGUCUCAGCAGCGGCCCCCGCCUCAAGGUGCUCCUCAGCAAGGUUCCCCUUCUCAGCAGCGUCCCCCGCCUCAGGGCCAACCCCCCGCACAGGCUCAGCAACCUGCAGCCGAUCCAAACUCCCAGGUUAAGGGCAGCCAAGUGGCUCCGCAGCGAAACCAGGGAGGCUCCCCUCAAGCUCAGAGGCAGCAGUCUGUCACCCAGCAGCAACAAAGACCUCCUCCAGGGGGGGGCGGUCAGAAACCUCAGCAACAGAGACCCGCUCAGCCACCCAGACAGCAGUCACAAGGCGGGCAGCAGAGGCCUCCUGGCCAGCAGGCUCGCUCUGGGGGGGCUACCACCCAGCAGCCACGACCUGCAAGCCAGGGAGUUCCAGGAGGACGCCCCCCACUGCAACAAAAGCCACAGCCCCCACAAAAACCCAGCCAGGACAACUCGGCCGUGGGCGGUUCCCCACAACUGAACAAGUCCCAGUCUCUUACCAAUACCUUCAACAUUCCAGAAACCCCAACGCCGCCGGUCAGCCUUAGCCAGGACGAGGUGAAGGCCGACACCGUACGCAAUCUACGCAAAUCUUUCGCCAGUCUCUUCUCGGACUGAGACGCCGUCAUCAUCUUUGCUCACUCCCGUUUGUAGAAAGCCGGGACGGGUCCCACAGGCGACCUUGACCUCCACUCCCCCCUUUAACAGGAGCCGACACAAUGUUAUGAUAUCCACACAGCCACAUAUUCCAAACUGUUUGAAAACUGAUACAUUCCUUGCCUGGCCACAAUCUUCUACCAUCACACAGACCUGUAUAUGCAUGAGCACACACAAACAAGAAAGACUUAGGUGCGAUUAUCUGGUGUGGCGUACCAAGCAAAAAGGUGAAAGGCUCACACAAUUGCACACAUACAGUAAGUACAGUACAGUACAGUAGGAUGUCCAGUGUUUGAGCUGUUGGGCGCUCAUGGUGAUGUCGUAGCUGCAUGUCAACAAAGGGGGCAAUGGUUGCAUUCUCCAACCCCCCGCACAUUGGUGCUUGUAACCGUGUUGUCGCCUGUAGUUCAAUUAGCGUAGGUAACAGCUUUGUAGGUGUUGUAUGUUGCCGUCACCUCUUUUCCCCCCAGUUUGGGCCUGAUCUACUAACAAAUACCAUGCGCAAAAAAACAGUGUGUGCAAACCAUAACAUAGCGUGUACUAUUAGAGGGUGUGUUGCGUGUGAUCUACUAAGACUGUGUGUACAAUUGAUAGCCGGUGCAGACCGCCUUAUUUAAAUAAGGAUUUUGAGUGUACUACCGUAUUUUUCGGAUUAUAAAUCACUCCGGGGUAUAAGUCGCACCGGCCGAAAAUGCAUAAUAAAGAAGGAAAAAAAACAUAUAUAGUGAGUAGGGAUGAUGUUUCAUAAGAAAUUAUCGAGUUCGAGCCCAUUAUCGAAUCCUCUUAUCGAACUGAUUCCUUAUCGAUUCUCUUAUCCAGGGGUGUCCAAAGGGUGAAAUUAAAAAUUUUUUAUU